GUGCUCAGGCAAUCCUCAGCGGUGGCUCUGCUCUCUUCCCUGCUGGCCAUGAUGCAGGAAGAAGCUGGAGUCCUGAAGGAGGGCUUCCUUGUCAAACGGGGGCAUGUUGUUCGUAACUGGAAAGUGAGAUGGUUUGUUCUGCUUCAGGAUAAGCUGCUGUAUUACAAAAUUGAAGGAGGCAAGAAGGAGCCUUCUCCAAAGGGCAGGAUCCUUUUGGAUGGCUGCACUAUUACCUGUCCAUGCCUGGAAUAUGAGAACAGACCGCUACUAAUCAAACUAAAGACAAAAACCAAUACAGACUAUUUCCUUGAAUGUUGCUCCAGGGAGGAGCGUGACUCCUGGGCUUUGGACAUCACUGGAGCUAUUCAUGCUGGUCACCCAGUACAGGUACAAGAACUUCACAGAAUGAAGAACUCUUUCAAACUGCUAGAUAAUAUCAGCCUCCAUGACAUAGUGGAGAGAAUGUAUGACAGCAAUACUGGAAUUAAACUGACCCGCAACUUGGAUCAAGGCAACAGAUAUAAAGAGACCUUCACAGGUUCUGCCCUGGUGGACUGGCUCAUUUCCAAUAACUUUGCUGUGUCACGAUUCGAGGCUGUCACCUUGGCAUCCAUGCUGAUGGAUGAGAACUUCAUCAGGCCUGUGGGAACCCGCAGCACUGAGGCCAUGCGCUUCAGCGACCCCUCUGAGAAAUUCCUUGAUGACUCCACCGCACUGUACAUGUUUGCUGAGAACAGUAAGAAAAGUACCAGUUCCAAGGAAGAGGUACAAUUUAACAUCUCUGAAUUAAGCGGCACAAUUGUGAAGCAAGGAUUCUUAAUGAAACAGGGGCACAAGAGGAAAAACUGGAAGGUGAGGAGAUUUGUUUUGAGAGCUGAUCCUGCUUUUUUGCACUACUAUGACCCCACUAAGGAAGAAAACAAGCCAGUCGGUGGAUUCUCCCUCCGAGGCUGUCUUGUCUCAGCUCUAGAGGACAACGGAGUCCCAGCAGGAGUGAAGGGCAAUGUGCAAGGCAAUCUCUUCAAAAUCAUCACCAAAAAUGACAUUCAUUAUUAUAUCCAGGCCAGCUCCAAGGCUGAGCGAGUGCAGUGGAUUGAGGCAAUCAAACCACUGACAUGAGUAACGUGGACUCCAUGCCAAAUGACAAAUCACAUUUGUGACCAAGUUUUCUGCUCUCAUUUUCUGGGAGUAUUGUUAUCCCCUUGAUAGUCUAUUUCUGUUAUUUGAAUUAUCAUAACACUUAGCAAUUCCUGGUAGACCAGCAUCCUAGGUGUCUUAAAGUCAUAUAGACUCAGAAUAAUUCUCCACCAAGAAUUUACCAUCUAACAAAGAGACAAAAGACAAUAGGUGGAUACAGACAAAUGGGGCUUUACAAUGAAAUGAUGAGAUACAAUAUUCCAAGAUAGAAGAAAAGAAUCUUUUGUACAAAUAUUCAGUUUAUACCUGACAGAUCCACAUUGUGCUUUAUCUUAAAGCAGAAAUAUCUUGCUCAUUUCCCCUCUAUAAAGGAGCUCAUAAAUUAAUAAGUUAAGACUGAAACAUCAAAGUCAUGAAAGGUGCUGAUGUCGGAGGCUGCCUUUCUUGGUAUACCACACGAAUCUUGUGCUAAGCCACAGUCCAGCUGCCAGGAUAAUCAGUGCUGCAAAACAAACAAGGGAUCUGUCUGUCCAUCCAUCUGCUUUACUGUUUGGCUUUCUGUUAGACUUGAAAAACCCAAAGCAUCUUCCUCUCCACUAUAUAGAUUGCUCUUGUGCUGGUAAUGAUACCAGAGCAGUACAAGAUCCUGAGUAUCAAAUCAGACCAGUAGCAGUUCCAGACAAUUGCUGCUACUGAAUAUAUGGGAAGAAAUCACUCAGCUAUAAAAGUGAGACUUUUCCUUUGAUUAUCAUCAUAAGUUCAUUUAUGUUGGAGAACCAUUUGGACUGAGAAUUACAGUAGCAGAUAUGGCUAUUGCUUUUUCUAUCUUAGGUCAUUAGUUCUUCCAUUAUUUGUCUACUAAACUUGUCUUUGAUAUCAUUAAAUAC
Manacus vitellinus (golden-collared manakin) is the source of this 2024-nucleotide messenger RNA. RefSeq names its product pleckstrin 2 (gene PLEK2). Gene Ontology annotation, biological process: intracellular signal transduction; actin cytoskeleton organization. The transcript has 9 exons. Bases 49 to 1119 code for a protein of 356 amino acids. NCBI's taxonomy places the organism in Eukaryota, Metazoa, Chordata, Aves, Passeriformes, Pipridae. The record is from RefSeq and is a predicted model, not a curated record. Gene Ontology annotation, cellular component: plasma membrane.